AUGGUGGAGGGAAACCACAGCUCUAUAACAGAGUUUUUCAUCAUAGGAUUUCCUGGACUACAUCCCAGUUACGACAGCCUAAUUGCCACUAUUUGUUUCUUGGUCUAUUUCUUUGCUUUAGUGGGAAAUACAAUCUUCCUAGUCCUGUUUGUAACAGACCGGAACCUGCACAAACCCAUGUAUUUCAUUAUCUUACACUUAGUUGUGUCUGAUGUGCUGUACAGUAGCAUCACUUUGCCAAAGAUCAUCGCCAGGUAUUGGUUUCAGGCAGGAACCAUUUCAUUCACUGCUUGCUUUCUGCAGAUGUACUUCAUACAUUUUUUUGGAACAUUAAAUGCCUUCAUACUACUAAUUAUGGCACUGGACAGGUUUGUGGCAGUUUGUUUCCCUCUCAGAUAUUCCACAGUUAUGACAAAUUCCACUAUUUUGAUUCUCAGCAUCGCUUCAUGUGUGGUGGCCACAAGCUUCUCGCUGAUGAUGGUAAUAAGAGCAUACCCCUUGCCAUACUGUAAGUCCAAAGCAAUCAUUCAGUGUUACUGUGAUCAUGGUUCAGUCACAGCACUGGCGUGUAUUGACAGAUCUGCUUAUGUUUUUCCAGCUUUAGUUUUUGCUAUGGUUGUGCUAUUGUCACCUUUGGCUUUCAUCAUAUUCUCUUAUUGUGCCAUAAUUGUGGCAGUCUUUAAAAUUGCUAGCACUCAGGGUCGCCUCAAAACCCUUUCCACCUGUAGCCCCCAACUUAUCAUAAUUGCCCUCUACUUUGUCCCUCGGUGUUUUGUUAUUUUGGCAAGUAACGUGGGAGUUACAUUCAGCACCGAUUUGCGCAUCGCCAUAAUCAUGUUAUACAGUCUGCUACCUCCAAUGGUCAAUCCACUCAUUUACUGCUUAAGGACUAAAGAAGUGAAGGAAAGUUUGAGCAAAAGAUUCAAGAGAACAGUGCACAUAUGA
Scleropages formosus (Asian bonytongue) is the source of this 945-nucleotide messenger RNA. RefSeq names its product olfactory receptor 52B2-like. Lineage: Eukaryota; Metazoa; Chordata; Actinopteri; Osteoglossiformes; Osteoglossidae. The record is from RefSeq and is a predicted model, not a curated record. Bases 1 to 945 code for a protein of 314 amino acids. Gene Ontology annotation, biological process: G protein-coupled receptor signaling pathway. The transcript has a single exon. Gene Ontology annotation, molecular function: G protein-coupled receptor activity; olfactory receptor activity. Gene Ontology annotation, cellular component: plasma membrane.